This is a messenger RNA of Moneuplotes crassus, 960 nucleotides long. The record is from the annotation of a GenBank genome assembly. NCBI's taxonomy places the organism in Eukaryota, Ciliophora, Spirotrichea, Euplotida, Euplotidae.
AUGGAAGUUGAUCCCACCAAAGCAAGAGGAUAUGUUAUCUCAGAAAAUAACUUUCAAUUUACAGAAGCCCUUUGCAAAUUGUAUCAUUUAUGCAUAGGCUUCAACCAGGAUCCUCUUGAUGAAGAUGAUUUCAAGUUUACAUACGAAUAUGAUGAUGAUUUUACAACUUUUCCAACAAUUUGUCUUCUUGCAAUGGGGUGCAUUCACAUGAAAAUAUUUGAAACCCCUGGACUUCCUGCACUCAAGCCUCAACAACUUCUUCAUGGAGAGCAGAUCGUCGAAGUAUUUAAUCCCAUUGUUCCAGGCUCUACAAUCAAAUGUGUUGCCACUAUAGAAGAUGUAGCUGAUAUAACCAUAUUGGAAGUAUUCGAUUCAUUUCAACCUUCUUCUCUUCAAAUGGGACCUAAGGUCAAAGGGAUGUUAUUCAUUGUCAAAAUUGACAUUCUUGACCCUGAAAACCCAGAAAUGCAAUACUCAAGAUGAUACAUGAACUGAUAUGUUAAAGGAUAUGGAGGAUUCGGAGAUAAGGGUGUUCUAGGUCUUAGGAUGCCUUCUCCUCCAAUAAGGACUCCAGAUCAGACUCUAGAAAUUUCUACCAAUGAGAAAUUAGCUUCACUAUACAGAAUCUGAGGAGAUCUUAACCCCUUACAUAUGAUUCCAAGCGCAGCUAAAUCAGUUGGAUUUGAUAAGCCAAUCCUUCAUGGCCUUUGUACAUAUGGGAUACUUUCAAGGGCCGUAUACAAGACCUAUUGUCAAGAGGACCCAACUCUUAUCAAGAGUGUCAGUGCUAGAUUUUGAUCCCAUGUAUUUCCAGGGGAGACUAUCAAGAUUGAUCUUUACAAAGAAGCGAAUAGUGUAUUCUUCUCAGCCUCAACAAAAGAGAGAGGCCUAGUUGUUUGUACUGGUGUAGUAGAUCUUACCCCUCUUGCUAAGAUUUAGAGUUAUUAGAAAUCCUCAAUA